This is a messenger RNA of Rhineura floridana, 2983 nucleotides long. RefSeq names its product vesicle associated membrane protein 7 (gene VAMP7). The record is from RefSeq and is a predicted model, not a curated record. Lineage: Eukaryota; Metazoa; Chordata; Lepidosauria; Squamata; Rhineuridae. Gene Ontology annotation, biological process: vesicle fusion; exocytosis. The transcript has 8 exons. Bases 88 to 1122 code for a protein of 344 amino acids. Gene Ontology annotation, cellular component: SNARE complex; membrane. Gene Ontology annotation, molecular function: SNARE binding; SNAP receptor activity.
GGGGGUGGAGGGAGGGACUCGAGUAUCCAGAACAGCAGCAACUUCCUUCUUUCAUCACCUCCCCAAAGUGAAAAAAAAACCAAGGCAAUGACUAAAAGGGAAAAAAGCGACUAUAAGCUUGGCGGUAGCAAGAGGGUUAACGUAGAAGAGGAAAGGGAAUGGCCUCUGCACUGCCAUUCAUCCAAUCGGGAGGUACCUUCGCCACACUACUUCCGUUUGGCGUUCCGACGAAGGACUACAAUUCCCGAGGAAACGCUGAAGGUUUUUUUCUCCCUCCUUUCAUUUUCUUGCCGCCGCCGCCGAAGAACUCCAUCUCCCAGAAGUCAGUUCAGCGGUCGGCUGCGGAAGCUCACGUGCUGUUUGCUUGUCCUCCGAGAGACGACGCAGGUGCGGAGAAGCAGCAGCAGCUACAGCAGUAACGGGGUUCCGGGCGGGCGCCCAGGCAGCCAGCCUACAGCCAUGGCUAUCCUGUUCGCAGUUGUAGCCAGGGGCUCCACCAUCUUGGCCAAACACGCCUGGUGUGGAGGGAACUUCCUGGAAGUGACGGAGCAGAUCUUGGCCAAGAUACCCUCUGAGAACAACAAGCUCACCUAUUCACACGGAAAUUAUCUGUUUCACUACAUCUGCCAGGACCGGAUUAUAUAUCUCUGCAUCACUGAUGAUGAUUUUGAGCGUUCCAGAGCUUUCACGUUCCUGAAUGAAAUCAAGAAGCGGUUUCAGACCACCUAUGGCUCCCGUGCACAGACGGCCCUGCCAUAUGCCAUGAACAGCGAGUUUUCCAGUGUUCUGGCUGCACAGCUGAAAUUCCACUCUGAGAACAAGGGUCCUGACCAGGUGGUAGAGACGCAGGCCCAGGUGGACGAGCUCAAAGGGAUUAUGGUCCGCAAUAUAGAUCUGGUGGCCCAAAGGGGAGAAAAGCUGGAGUUGCUGAUAGACAAAACUGAAAAUCUGGUGGAUUCGUCUGUCACUUUCAAAACAACCUCCAGGAACCUGGCUAGAGCGAUGUGCAUGAAGAACCUCAAGCUCACCAUCAUAAUUGCCAUAGUAUCAAUUGUCAUAAUUUACAUCAUUGUGUCAGUUGCCUGUGGGGGGCUCUCAUGGCCAAGCUGUAAACGGAAGUAACUGUUGGACUAGUCAACUACAUGAGAGCACACGUGAGAAUUUCUGAAGGAACUACCCUCAUAAAACAGACUUGGACCUCCUUGCUCUUCAUCCUUCUAAGACACUCAGGUCUUUUUGCCUUAUCACCCCAAAAGGGCCUGUGUGGGGACCCCAAGCCCAGCUUCCGGAGAACACAUUACUUUCUUUUAAACUUAACAACUUGAAGGGAGUUUUGUUUUGUCUCCUAACUGCAGAGCUUCCCAAGAGGAAAGGAAGGUGGUUGCCAUUGGGAGGGUCUAAACAUACUUCUGUAUUAUCAUGCUUUGCACUUUACUGUCCUGAUACCUGGGUGGCGGGGGUGGGGGAGAGCCGAUGGUCAUUUAUCCUGUUCAUUUGGCCCUUGUGGGGGGUAAUGUGGGUGGGACCACUGAAGCCAAUGGGUUCCUGUUUUAUGUACCAUAGCCCAGAUGCAUGUGAUUGGCUCCUCCUACAAUUUCUUUCCUGGCGGUGCCUUUCCUGAACUCAUGUCAAGGCUGUGACUUGUCCUUGGAGGAGCCUCCUGUGGCCUCUGUUGGGCACAUUGGUGGGCUCUGCUUUGUGACUUGGGUGAUUGGUGAGUGUGUAAUGUUUUAAUGUUGCUGUAAUGUAUCUGCUCUUUGUAGUUUAUGUGUUUGGGGAGUCCUUUUCUCCUGCCUAGUCUGGAAUGUUUUCAGUCUGGAAAAGGUGCUCUGCUUGGACUUCACCUCCAGGGGGAGCAAGAGGGGCUAAGCAAGCCCUGCAGCAGUGCACUCUAGCAUAAGCAAAGCCCUGCGGCAGAGCAUUUGCUCAAUGCACAAGCUAGGUGGUUUGUCUGCUUAGUUCUGAAUGUGUGGGGAUGCUUAACUGAGUACGUGAGAUGACAGGCCAGAAAAUACCAUAGGGAUCUUCAGCUGCUGAUCUGUGGGUGAAUGUGGGGCUGGAGAGAAGCCUGAAGAGAACUAUUUAAGGCUUAUUUAAAAUUCUCAUGGAAGCUGCCCAUAAAAAACUCUUAUUUUUUUAAAGUUACUUCUGACAUGCCCUAAAUUGUAUGCAGGAUCUCAAUGCCAGUGUCAGCUAGUGACAGAUCAUGCAAUGCUAUAGAGAUGCAGAUGCAAUUGGAUGUGAUUUCAAAACUUUUGCACACUAUGUGGACACACUUGGAAGUGAUUUUUGUGGCCAACUCUGCCUGGGAGCUAAAGUUUCUAUGGGAGAUUGCACUAAAAACAAAGGGCUGCUGCUUGAAAUGUUGGCGGACAAGGAAAGAUGACAGCUAGUUCUCAGAGCAGCUGCUAUAGCUGUCCCCUGUUGGCUUUGCAGACUGAGCUGCUUCAGUCUUUUGUGUUGGGGAAAUGAGAGUACUGAUUUGUGCUGGUGACAGCACAGUUGUCAAGGUAGCCAUGUGCUACUUAAGUUCUGCUCCCAGCUUUAUAUACUGCUGAAGAACUGAUGCAACUUCUGAUGUGGUAAGACACUCAGCUUCCCCGUGCUAUUUUCAUUACCUAGUGGUAUGGUUCUUCUGUAAUGAGGUCAUUUGCAACACUGACACAAACAGGUUGUUGCUCUACAUCUUGCCCACUGUGCUGCAGAGCUUGGGGUAUCCUGAGCUUGUCCUUGUUUGCCAGGGUCUGCUGCAGGCCUUGUCCAAGGGCUCCCCCCUCAAUAUCUUUCCAGGCACAAGUCAAUGUUCAAUUAAUUGUGCAUGUUUUAGAAACUGUUAGUAGCAGCAGUUAAUUUUCUAUUAUUUUGAUUGCCUUUAUGUAAAACUGUAAAGAGAAACUGCUUCCUCCUGUUUUAAAAAUACACUGAUCCAUUAUUGUAAAAUAAAGUUAAUCUGUUUGAAUAAACUUAUUGUACAGACAAUUGA